This is a messenger RNA of Cryptomeria japonica (Japanese cedar), 3310 nucleotides long. RefSeq names its product probable LRR receptor-like serine/threonine-protein kinase At3g47570. The record is from RefSeq and is a predicted model, not a curated record. Gene Ontology annotation, biological process: protein phosphorylation. Lineage: Eukaryota; Viridiplantae; Streptophyta; Pinopsida; Cupressales; Cupressaceae. Gene Ontology annotation, molecular function: ATP binding; receptor serine/threonine kinase binding; protein kinase activity. The transcript has 3 exons. Bases 77 to 3133 code for a protein of 1018 amino acids.
AGGUAUAGAGUAGUUGAAUGAUUUUUUAUGAACCCACCUAAAAUAUAAGAGAAUCAAUUGCUUGUACUGAAUCAAAAUGGCAGUGUAUAUUUAUCCUUCCCUAUCCUAUUCUAUUCAAUUGUUUGCUUUCUUGUCUACCCUUCCUCGCAGUAGUCUAGUGUCUACCAUGGCUACUCUUUUGUUGUUACUUUUAAUGUAUUCCACACUUUUAAUCUCCGUUCUUCCUCAUUCUCUCAAUAAUCUCCCUCAUCAUCAUCAUCAACAACAAUUGCUCUUGCAAUUCAAAGCCGUCGUUUCCAAAGAUGGCAAUGCUCUGCCCGACUGGACUCCACUUCAUUCCUUCUGCAACUGGACUGGUGUUAUUUGUCACUCAUCGACCCACUCUGUCCGUGCCAUCAGUUUAACCCAAAUGAGUUUAGAUGGCACCAUUUCUCCUGUGCUGGGGAACCUCUCCUCUCUUCGAUCCCUUGAUCUCUCUGUCAAUAACCUCACUGGUACCAUUCCUCCCCAACUCGGUCAACUCCCAAAUUUAUGGAUACUCUGGCUGAACAACAAUCAAUUACAAGGAACCAUUCCGCCCACUCUCUCUGCAUGCCGCAGCUUGUAUUCUCUGGAUCUCUCCUUUAACCAACUCCAUGGCAGCAUUCCACCUGAGCUGAGUCUUCUCACAAGCUUGAAGCUCCUCGUUUUGGGCGCAAACAGUCUCACAGGUAUCAUUACGCCCUCUUUCAAAAAUCUGUCUUCCAUAGUUGAGUUGGAUUUGGGCGAAAAUGAGCUCCAUGGCCCAAUUCCUCCUGAAUUGGGCAUGCUCACUCGCCUACAGAUUCUUCACCUUCAAAAUAAUAACAUAUCAGGCACCAUGCCCAGCUCUUUAACAAAUCUCUCAGAAGUGAAUGAAAUAGCUCUAUCUAGAAACCGGCUAAGGGGACAUAUUCCAUGGGAAAUUGGUACCAAACUCUCCAAUUUGGUAUUCCUUAGUUUAUGGAGAAAUCAGCUUAGUGGAACCAUACCAAACUCCCUUGGAAAUUGUUCCCGUCUCCAAGUACUUUAUUUAAAUGAAAACCAACUCAGUGGAAGGGUUCCAAUGGAGCUGGGUAAGUUGAACCUUCUUAUCUACCUUCACCUACACACGAAUCAACUUGUUAGUGACAGCACUAACACAUUGGCCUUUCUCACUGCUCUCACAAAUUGCUCCCACCUGCAAAGAUUAGAUGCGUCACAUAAUCAAUUCACAAGUAUAUUGCCCCCAUCCAUAGGCCAACUAUCCUCCAAUCUCAAUUCUUUGGGUUUACAAUUCAACAUGAUAGGUGGAAGCAUACCACAACAGAUUGUCAAUCUAACGAACUUAACCCUCUUAAAUUUAGGCGAUAAUCUUUUCAGCGGCAAUAUUCCAUCUGGAAUUAAGAGAUUCUGUGUGUUGGAAAGAUUGUAUUUGUCUAGGAACAAAUUAGGAGGAAGCAUUCCAAGUGAGAUAGGUCAAAUGCAACAUCUCGGACUCUUAGAUCUUAGUCACAACCAGUUAUCUGGAAAAAUUCCAGAUUCUCUCUGUAGCUCCCAGCAGCUAAGACGCCUUUUUCUUGCCCUGUUACUUUGGAGGAAUGUCAGAAGUUGGAGCUCCUUGACUUAUCUUACAAUAAGGUCGUUGCCACAGGAGAUGAGUAAAAUUGUAAUGGCUCAAGCCAUAGAUAUAUCUGGAAACCAACUUACUGGGGUCAUUCCAUAUUCUCUAGGAGACUGCAUAGCAAUAGAGUAUCUAAAUCUGUCCCACAACGCCUUUGAAGGUACAAUACCAGAUUCCCUCUCCAAAUUAAAGAAUCUCCAAGAAAUGGAUCUUUCUUUCAAUAAUUUGUCGGGGCAGAUUCCAGAAGCAGGGUUGUUUCCAAAUAGAAGUGUUGUAACAUUGUUUAUGGGGAACCCUGGCCUAUGUGGCCCAAAAAACUAUUCAUUGCCUCCAUGCCCAAAUCUAACCCAGGGAAAACAUUCCCAGCUCAAAAAAAUAGUCUUAUCAAUUGUUGGAACCAUUGGAUUUGUAUCAUGCUGCUUCAUUAUAGUAAUUCUAUGGAGGCAUAAACUUUCAAGGCGACUAGUCCUUCCCUCAAGCUUUCUUUUUCAAGGGCUUGGCUAUCCAAAAUUUUCUUAUCAAGAUCUUGUCAUUGCAACGUCUGGAUUUGAUGAGUCAAACUUGCUUGGGGUAGGUAACUUUGGAUCUGUCUACAAAGGCAUCUUGAGGGAUGGCAAGAUAAUUGCCAUCAAGAGUCUUAAUUUGGUAAAUGAAGAAGCCCUCAAGAGCUUUAAGAGAGAGUGCAAAAUAUUAGGGAGGAUUCGGCACCGUAACCUCAUCAGAAUCGUAAGUGCAUUUUCCUACCCUGAGCUAAAAGGUUUGGUUCUUGAAUUUGCAUGUAAUGGGAGCUUGGUAAAGCAUUUGCAUCCUGACAGGGAUGUUGAAGGCUUUUGUAAAUUGAGAUUGAGCGAGUGUUUGAGCAUUGCUAUAGAUGUAGCACAUGGCAUGGAAUAUCUACAUCAUGAUUGUCCUCUACAAAUUGUGCACUGUGAUUUAAAACCUAGUAAUGUGCUCUUGGAUGCCAACAUGACAGCCCUUGUCACUGAUUUUGGUAUAUCCCGAUUAACUAGUACAAAUUCCAUAGAUUCACUCAGUACAACAACAUUUGCAGUCAAAGGAUCCAUUGGAUAUAUUGCUCCAGAAUAUGGAUUGGGUGGGAAUGUUUCUAUAAAGGGAGACGUUUAUAGUUACGGAAUUCUGAUAUUAGAGAUGGUUACAAGAAAGGAGCCAAGUGAUGAAAUGUUUGUUGCAGACUUGAGCUUGCAUAAGUGGGUGAGAUCAGCUUUUCCAAACAGACUGGCAGAUGUUGUUAAUAGCGAGCUAUUGAGAGAUGUGAAUGAAAACAUGGAAGACGAUAAAUGUCUUAUUUCUUUCAUUCAUGUUGGUUUGCUUUGUAGUAGUGAAUCACCAAGAGAACGACCUUCCAUGAGAGAUGUAGCCAAAGCCUUGGAGAGCCUGAAGACGUCUUUGAUGGGAGAUGCAGCUCCUUCCAAUUUAACAGCUACCAUAUCAGAAAUCCUGGAAAAGAACAAUCCCACAGGAACAUUGUCAUCUGACAGUUCUACAUUUUAGAUGUUUACGACUUCCAUUAAGAUGUUUUAGUCCUUCAUGUUUGGUAGUUUCAAGUUUUUCGUCUUUCAUCACAAGCUAGUCUUCUUUCCUGUCGAAUCCACAUUGAGUUAUAUUGUAGUUCUUUGAGCUUGUAAAUUGUUCCAAUUCAUGUGUUUUCAUCACUGGUUUGAGAAAGUA